AUGGGAGGGGCAACACUGCCACCAGGAUUUCGUUUCCAUCCAACUGAUGAGGAACUAGUGGGAUACUACCUGAAAAGAAAAGUGGAGGGGCUUGAAAUUGAGCUUGAAGUUAUCCCAGUGAUUGAUUUUUACAAAUUCGAUCCCUGGGAGUUGCCGGAGAAGUCUUUCCUUCCAAAACGGGAUUUGGAAUGGUUUUUCUUUUGUCCACGGGAUCGCAAGUACCCAAAUGGAUCAAGAACAAAUAGAGCUACCAAAGCUGGGUAUUGGAAAGCCACUGGAAAAGACAGAAAAGUGGUGUGCCAGUCUAAUCCAUCCACUGUUACAGGGUACCGCAAGACCUUGGUUUUCUAUCUAGGGAGGGCCCCUUUAGGAGAUAGAACUGAUUGGGUCAUGCAUGAGUAUCGCCUCUGUGAUGAUCUUGGUCACGCUACACCAUCUUUCCAGGGUGGUUUUGCCUUGUGCCGGGUUAUUAAGAAGAAUGAGAAGGCAGGUGCUACACAUGGAGAAAACAAGGGUAAAAGGGCUGGAAGCAGUUCCAUCAAUGGGAGUGACACCACAGUAAGAUUUUCUGGUGAGCCAUUCAGCAACUCUGGUGAUGCUUCCUCUCAAGCAAGCCACCUGAAUAAUGAAAGUCGUUAUUCAAGCCCUAUUACUUCUCCAUACAAUGUGGCUCCAACGGGAGAGAUUAACCAAGUUUCUGUGGAAACCAAUCCUUCUAACUUCUGGAUCUCCCCUGACAUGAUUCUUGAUUCUUCAAAGGACUAUCCUCAAUUACAACAUGCUGUGGCUGAAUAUUUUCCACGAUAUGACUUGCCAAAUAUGGGGAUACAAUGGCAAUCAUUGGAACAUCCAGAAACUUCAUCUAGUUUGUCCUACUCAAAUUUCAAUGGAGAAGUUGAAUUUGCUGAUACUCUCAGUCAAAUUGGCGGCAUGUCACCUUACUCAAGACAAUGGAAUUCCAUGGACUUCUAUGGAAAUGGGAAUGGAAACGGGGAUGUUCCAUACGAAGAUUAUGAUCAAAUUAACUCAAUCUCAUAUCCAGAAUCCUUUUAA
This is a messenger RNA of Sphenostylis stenocarpa, 1053 nucleotides long. NCBI's taxonomy places the organism in Eukaryota, Viridiplantae, Streptophyta, Magnoliopsida, Fabales, Fabaceae. The record is from the annotation of a GenBank genome assembly.